Diatraea saccharalis (sugarcane borer) is the source of this 2091-nucleotide messenger RNA. NCBI's taxonomy places the organism in Eukaryota, Metazoa, Arthropoda, Insecta, Lepidoptera, Crambidae. The record is from the annotation of a GenBank genome assembly.
AUGAAUAAAGAUACAGAAAUAGAAAUGAAUAAAGACGUGGGAAAGAAUAAGGGCAAUGAUCGGUUUCCAAGGAUAGUAUUGUUCAUCAUCCUGACAGAGUUUUGUGAGCGUAUGUCUUAUUCUGGAAUGAGAGCGUUUUUGACGUUAUAUCUGCGAAGUAAACUUGGUUACACAGACGAUGGAGCUACCGAAACAUACCACGUGUUCAGUACGUUUGUUUAUGUAUUUCCAAUAGUGGGCGGUAUAGUUGCUGACAAUUACUUGGGCAAAUAUAGGACUAUCUUAUACAUGAUGUUUGUAUACGCCGCCGGCAAUCUUUUGGUCGCAAUUACUGCAAUUCCUCAAUUAGGGUUACCCGCCAGGCUCUGUACGUUAAUUGGUCUUUUCAUGAUAACAAUAGGGACAGGAGGAAUUAAACCCUGUGUGACCUCUUUCGGUGGAGAUCAAUUCAAAUUGCCCGAACAAGAAAACCUAUUGGCUGUGUACUUCAGCGUCUUAUACUUCAUCGUGUGUGCUGGGAGCUUAUUGGCUAAAACUGUAUCUCCUAUAUUGAGAUCUGAGGUUCACUGUUUUGGGGAUAAAGAUUGCUACUCUUUGGCAUUUGGUGCGCCAGGUCUCGUCAUUUUAAUGUCUGUGGUGAUUUUCGUUAGUGCAAAAAGCCGUUAUGUUAUAAAACAACCAGAGGGCAACGUGGUGCUGGAUUUUAUAAGAUGUAUUUCAUUGGGCAUAAAAAAUGUGAUGACUGGCAAAGGACAACGGGAGAAAAACACCCAUUGGCUCAAUACAACCGAAAAUCAGUUCGAUAAGCGGUUCAUUAGGGAUAUCAAGAAGACAUUAUCGGUGCUGACACUUUUUUCAGUGCUACCAGUGUUCUGGUCGCUAUUAGAUCAAAUGGGUUCCCGUUGGACCCUGCAAGCCACAAAGAUGGACGGCAGGUUGGGUUUCAUCACCAUCAAGCCUGAUCAGAUGCAAGUUCUGUGCCCAAUUGUUAUACUUAUAAUAAUACCUUUAGCACAAAAGUACAUCUAUCCUUAUUUGGAAAAAAGAAACAUUCUUAGUAACCCGCUACAUAAGUUAUCACUGGGUAUGGUGUUAGCAGCGAUUGCAUUCAUAGUGGCUGGUGCCGUGGAAAUUUACAUCAGUACGACUUACCCACAACUUCCGAAACCAGGACACACUCAAAUGAGAAUCUUCAACGGAAAUAACUGUUCUGUAACAAUACAUAGUACAUCUCUAAACAUUAGUCAUAUAAUAGCACCUCUUACAAAAUAUACAAACAAAGAUAUAAAACUUACUAAGUCCGAAUAUAAAAUAUUUGAUAUAAGCGGUAGUUGUGUGCAAAAAAGAAGAGCAUCUCUGUUGCUGGAAGAAAAUCAAGCUAUCUCAUUCUUUUUGGAUGGGGAGCAAGUGAGACGUUUCACUGAUAAUGUGUACAAGAGUAGAUCCGGCUUGCCUGUUGUAAGGUUUCUUAAAACCCAUAGAACGCUGCCCAAUAUUACUUUGAUAAAGGGCAAUAUGGUGGAGGCGCACAUCGACUCUACGGUAUCGUCGCAGGCAGAAGUAUUUGCUGGGAGUUACGAUUUGAUAGCGGAUGGAAGAGUGAUCGCGACCGGCCUGGAAAUGUUAAGUGGGGGAGUCUACACACUUCUUGUUGAUUACGACGGUAAAGAUUAUAGAACCAAUCUUGUCGUGACGACAGCUGCCAACUCUGUAACAAUGAUACUCCUCCUCCCACAAUUUCUCAUUAUAUCCACAGCCGAAGUAUUAUUUGCGGUAACCGGUAACGAGUUUGCGUUCAAAGAGGCUCCGGAGAGCAUGAAAGCAGUGAUGACCGCGUCAUGGCUGCUCACCGAGGCAGCUGGAAACGUCAUCAUCAUCGUCGUAACCCGUCUCAUGAGCGGUUACCGGCAGGAAACACAAUUUUUCUUCUUCACAUGCCUCAUGUUAGUGUCUUUGGUCGUAUUUCAAUAUCUGUGCAAAGGAUAUCAAUUCGGGCAUAGCGUAGAAGAUCAACCGAAGAAAGAACGAAGGAGCAAUAGUGAGAUUUUGUAUAUGCAAGUCAGACAAGCAGAAGAUUGUUUAGAUCAUUAA